AUGUCCGCUAAAGCUGAAUCUCCCGCCCCCGCUGCUCCUCAGCAGCUCAGCGGCCUUGCUCUCUACUCCAGAUUCGCCUUCGCUGGUGCUGUCUGCUGCUCCGUCACCCACGGAGCUCUUACUCCUGUCGAUGUCGUCAAGACAAGAAUCCAGCUUGACCCCGUCACCUACAACCGUGGUCUGGUCGGUGGUUUCCGUCAGGUUAUUGCCAACGAGGGUGCUGGCGCUCUCCUGACUGGUUUCGGCCCUACCGCCGCCGGUUACUUCCUCCAGGGUGCUUUCAAGUUCGGUGGUUAUGAGUUCUUCAAGCAGCAGUGGAUUAACCAGCUCGGUUACGAGACUGCCUCCAACAACCGCACCGCUGUCUACCUUGCCUCUUCCGCCACUGCCGAGUUCUUCGCCGAUAUCGCCCUCUGCCCUCUUGAAGCUACCCGUAUCCGUCUCGUCUCCCAGCCCACUUUCGCUACCGGUCUCCUGAGCGGUUUUGGUAAGAUCCUCAAGAACGAGGGUGUCGGCGCUUUCUACUCUGGAUUCGGUCCCAUUCUUUUCAAGCAGGUUCCCUACACCAUGGCCAAGUUCGUCGUUUUCGAGAAGGUCUCUGAGGCUAUUUACCGCGGUUUCGACAAGGAGACCCUCUCCGAUGGUGCUAAGACUACUAUCAACCUUGGCUCUGGUCUCAUUGCUGGUUUCGCUGCCGCUCUCGUCUCCCAGCCCGCCGAUACCAUGCUGAGCAAGAUCAACAAGACCCCCGGUGAGCCUGGUGAGGGUACCGUCUCUCGUCUCAUCAAGAUCGGUAAGGAGCUUGGUCUCCGUGGCUCCUACGCCGGUAUUGGUGCCCGUCUCUUCAUGGUUGGUACCCUGACUGCUGGUCAGUUCGCCAUCUACGGUGACAUCAAGCGUCUCUUGGGUGCCACCGGUGGUGUUGAGAUCGGCAAAUAG
Molecule: messenger RNA, 939 nt
Organism: Aspergillus oryzae RIB40
Lineage: Eukaryota; Fungi; Ascomycota; Eurotiomycetes; Eurotiales; Aspergillaceae
Product: putative mitochondrial phosphate carrier protein (Mir1)
Exons: 3
Coding region: 1-939 (312 amino acids)
Biological process (GO): mitochondrial phosphate ion transmembrane transport
Cellular component (GO): mitochondrial inner membrane
Molecular function (GO): phosphate transmembrane transporter activity
Source: RefSeq, a predicted model, not a curated record